AUGAAAUCAUUUUCUUUAUUUGUAUUACUUUAUUUAGUUUGUAUUUUUGCUUUUAGCAAUGGUAACAAUAGUAGUAGUAGUAGUAGUAGUAAUGAAGAUCAUUAUAUAUAUGCAUUCCAAGUUAAUACAGAAAUUGGAUCAAAUCAAUAUUUUAUAGUUAUCAAUCCAUCAGAAAAUACAAUUAUCAAAAAUGUUUCAAUUAAUGUUCCAAAUGAAUAUAUUAUAAAUGGAAUUUUAGGAAUUAAUCAAAUUACAAAUUCUAUUCUCUUAUAUUCAAUUAGUGACCUUUACUCAACUGGUGCUAUUCUUUCUUUAGAUUUAAAUUCAAAUGAAAUUUCAUUAUAUGGUUCAAAUUUAUUAAAUUAUAAAGGUAAAUAUGCAAAUCAACCAUAUGUUUAUUCAGGUGAUGUAGUUUAUAUGGCAAUGGAAUCAAAUGGUGUAUCAGGAGUUUUAGGUUUGGCAAAGUAUGAUUUCACAGAACAAAGUAGUAAAUUCUAUAAUAUUGAAACAUCAGGUUUCUCAAGUGAAAUUUUACCAUUGAUUGCAUAUGAUAGAUCAAAUCAGUUAAUGUAUUACACUUAUUCACCACUUUCAUCCCCAAGUGAAACCAAUUUAUUGGUAAUUGAUCCAGAGUCUCCAUCAAUUGAAAAACAGUUUUCAUCAAUUAAAGGUUUAGAAAACUCAAUAAAGAAUUCAAUGUUAUUGACAUCACCUAAUGGUACAUUGUUUUUAAUCCAAUCCAAUCAAAAUAAUAAUGGUAUGGAUAUGUGUCCAUUUGAUCUCAGCAAUAAUAUUUGUAAUAAUGUUUUCAGUGCUCAAAUGGUUAAAGAUUUUAAUCAAAAUAUUCAAUUCAAUCCAUUUCAAUUAACUUUGGAAAACUCUGCUUUAAUAGUUUCAAACUUUUUUAAAACUUAUAAUAAAAGUUAUAAUAUGUUUACUUAA
Molecule: messenger RNA, 942 nt
Organism: Dictyostelium discoideum AX4
Lineage: Eukaryota; Evosea; Eumycetozoa; Dictyosteliales; Dictyosteliaceae
Exons: 3
Coding region: 1-942 (313 amino acids)
Source: RefSeq, a predicted model, not a curated record